This is a messenger RNA of Peniophora sp. CBMAI 1063, 1402 nucleotides long. NCBI's taxonomy places the organism in Eukaryota, Fungi, Basidiomycota, Agaricomycetes, Russulales, Peniophoraceae. The record is from the annotation of a GenBank genome assembly.
AUGAGCACUCCCAAAGCGAUAGAAACCAUGCCUCCACUCUGGGCGCGGGACUUACUGAGUGACCCAUCACGAACUGUUGAUGAAGUCUACGCAACUGCCGGCUACCUCAAAGAACCACUUCGCGAGGUUGAUGAGCUCCUUCGCAGAGAUCCUCAUGGUUUCAUUCGUGUAUGGUUGACCGCGUAUCGCGAGCGUUCUCCAUGUGGUCUCAGGAAUCCUGUUUUAUGGGGUCUAACCCGAACGCUCUCGGUAUUCGCUCAUUCAGCCCUCAUCCCUAUCGACAUCGAAGUAGCAGAUACCCGCUAUCGUCCUUCGAAGCCUUGGCUGAAUCUCUUGGACGCCGGGCUAUGCUCCCUAUGUUUAGAAGCCGUUUCGUCAGAAGACUUCUUCAACGAGUUCUCAAAUUGGGUGUUAGACAUGAUGAAGGUCAUGGAGGCAAUUCUUGGAUGUUUCCAAGCCGGGCCACGCUUCAUGCAAGAGAAGUCGCGCUUGUGCGACGACAUCUGUGAAUUGGCUUUGGGGGUUUGGGAGCGUUGCUCAACUCACCGAGAUAUAUUCAUCGAUGGGAACCGUCUGGAACGAGCCGCGCCUGGCGUACCCAGACAACUCAGGAUGCUGCUUCGUAACAUGCUCGGUUCGUACUUGCAUGCUAAGCGCGAUGUACUUACCUAUCACCCCGACAGUCCUGAGUUCUUGAGCACUCGUGAGCUAUAUCUCAUGUGUUGGUUCUAUCGCGACGAGCCUUGGCGAGACGCCUUCGAAAUGCUGGGUACAGUCGUAUUUGCGUCUUUAAUUGAGGAGCAUGACGAACUGCGGCGCUUCAUUGAGCAAGAAGUCUUUCUGAAGUACGGUGCCGAAUCAUACUUGAAGCGUCUGACAGUGACGGUCGAAACUGUGGACACCAAUGACCCCAAUUGCCAUCCACUACUUGCGAGUUGCAUCGCUUUGCAACGGACGGUCCUGACCCACGAGGGAUUUCGACCGUACCUCCUAUCAUCUGGCCUAGUCCGUUCCCUCUGUGAGAUGGUCAGGAGAGAGGGGCGCCGACAGAACAUUCCGCCAGAUCACGCACACCUACACUUGCUCAUCAUCAAAAGCGUGCAAGGCAUUUUGAGUUAUCUCACUAAAUACGUUUCGGAGUGCAUAGCAGCACUUGUGCGCGAGCAUGACGUCCUGGAUAUCAUCGCUCGUGGGAUAUUGACACUGUGUUCAUCACCCUUGGAAUAUGUCGACACUCUGGCCUCAGUGGAGAUAUGCGGAGUAUAUGAAGACGUUGGGAGAACACUCGCCGCCAGAUCAACGAAGAACUCACUUCGCAAGGACUAUAAGCGCCGCCUACGUCGUGAAUGGUACCCUUUGCUCAAGUCCCUUGAUUCGGUCAUUGCACAGCAACGGAUCUCCG